GCAUUUCCAAUCACGAAUGCAUUGACAUCUGAAGGGCUCUUUAUUUCGCUCGAGAGUUUCACUGCACUCCCCCUUCUGAGAAGGAGCUUCAUCCGCGGAAGGAGCUUUAUCCGCGCAAGUCCUUCCCGGCUCUCCGUUAAACGAAGCGCGGUUUCAAGUUUCAGCUCCUCCUUGAAUUCCAGCCGGGUGAGCCUUCCCUCCGGAAUCAUCCAAAAUGGAGCCUCUUAGCGCUUACCCAGUGAAAUGCUCCGGGCCCAAAGCAAAGGUGUUUGCAGUUUUGCUGUCUAUGCUUCUGUGCACGGUAACGCUGUUUCUUCUACAACUAAAAUUCCUAAAACCUAAAAACAACAGCUUCUAUGCCUUUGAAGUGAAAGAUGCAAAAGGAAGAACCGUUUCUCUGGAAAAGUUUAAAGGCAAAGUUACGCUAGUUGUAAACGUGGCCAGUGACUGCCAGCUCACAGACAGAAAUUACUUAGCCCUGAAGGAGUUGCACAAAGAGUUUGGACCAUACCACUUCAGCGUCCUGGCUUUUCCAUGCAAUCAGUUUGGAGACUCGGAGCCCCGGCCCAGCAAGGAAGUAGAAUCCUUCGCCAGAAGCACCUACGGAGUAACAUUUCCCAUCUUCCACAAGAUUAAGAUUCUAGGACCUGAAGCUGAACCCGCUUUUAGAUUCCUUGUUGAUUCUUCGAAGAAGGAACCAAGGUGGAAUUUUUGGAAGUAUCUGGUCAACCCCGACGGUCAAGUUGUGAAGUUCUGGAGACCAGAGGAGCCCAUUGAUGUCAUGAAACCUGACAUAGCCGCUCUGAUCAGACAAAUCAUCAUAAAGAAGAAAGAGGACCUCUGAAACCCCCACGGAGCCGUUCAAACACAACAGUCAGCACAGACAGACACAGCCGUGUGGGCCUGGUCUCAUUCCAAAGGCUUGGCAGUUAAAGUGGCACUAAAGAGGGAUGUGUUUAUGUUGUCUCACUAGUCAAUUAGUAAUGAAGGUCUCCAGGAUAGAGAUGACUUCAAAGGGGAACAGAGAGAGAGAGAGUAGCCAAAGACCAAAAUGAAAUAUAUUAAGUCCUCCGUAUGUCCAGGCUAGAACAUUCAGAAUGCAGUCAGCACUGGGCUCCAGAACCCUGUUGCUCAACAUGACAUCCUCUGGGACUGCACUUGAUGGAAAUGUCAACAAGCUAGACCACUGGGCGGAUGCAGAAGACUGUGGGUGACUGCAGUUGCAGCACUGACUAAAUCACAUGGCUAUGUUGAAUAUGUUGACAUGUUGAAAAAAACGUAAAAUAUACAUAUUCAGAUUCAAACACA
Molecule: messenger RNA, 1308 nt
Organism: Oryctolagus cuniculus (rabbit)
Lineage: Eukaryota; Metazoa; Chordata; Mammalia; Lagomorpha; Leporidae
Gene: GPX8
Product: glutathione peroxidase 8 (putative)
Biological process (GO): response to oxidative stress
Molecular function (GO): glutathione peroxidase activity
Source: RefSeq, a predicted model, not a curated record